UAAAUAGUAUACCAGCUCAGAUAAGUUCUAUGAAGAAAACUAAAGUUUGAGGGAAAGAGAGUGAUGGGAUGAUCUCCUAGGUAGGGGACAAGUUACUUUAGUCAAGAACUAAGGGAAGUGGGUGUUAAGCCGUUCCUGGCAUCUGGUGAUGCUGGUGGGGGAGGGGAACUGUUUCCAGGGAGGGAGAAUAAGUGCAAAGGACCUGAGGUCGGAAUUCCAUUAGCAUAUUUAGCACAGAGGGAAAAGUUUCCUCUGAAGGAGCACAAGAGAGGGCAGACUUAUCAAUACUGUGAUGGGGUAGGGACAAGAUCCAGUGAGAACUUGAGAAAGGAGGAUACUCACCUCAAAGGUGGGCAUUGUGGGAGAAGCUUUCCCAGCAGAGAGAGUAGCACAGUCGAAGGCAGGGAAGCCUGAAAGAAUCUGACAAGUCUGGUUAACUGCAAACAGUCCCAUACAGUUGGAGCUUAUGGUACAUGUUGAUGACAGGCUGGAGAUGGCUUUGGAAAGCUAAGUGGGGGCAUUUCAGAGGGCCUUGAAGGAUGUGUUAAGGUGUGUGGACUUCAUUCAGGAAGCUGUGGUGAGCCAUGGAAGUACUUAGGCAAAGAAAUUAUGUGAGAGAAUGUACUAAGUGGCCAGUGUAGAAGUUUUCUGAUCUGCUGAAGGAAAACCUGUGACAUCCAGUAUUCAUAGUAGGUCUCAUUUUAUAUACCACCCCUUCCAGGAAGUCUUCCCUGAUUUUCCAAGAUUGUUAGGACCCUUUCUUUUGAGCUUCUCUAGAACAGUGUACUUUUUUGAACUGUAGCAGGCUGUAGGUCAUUUUGCAAUGGCCUGUUGGCAUGUCUGUUUCUUUUGCAGACUCUUCAGUUGCAUGAGGGACCGUGUCUUACCGUUGGCAUGUCUGUAUCUUUUCCAGGCUCUUCAUUUGCUCGAGGGACCAUGUCUUAUUUACAUUGUAUUCUUGGGCAGUCACAGUAUCUUCCUGAUGACCGUGGUACAAUCAAUGACAUCUCUGUGCUGAGAGUGACUCGCCGGGGCACCCAGGCUGAUCAUUUCACCCAGACACCCCUGACCCCUGGGACUGAGGUUCAAGUCCGGGUGGACUGGGAGCGGAGGUUUGACCACAUGCAGCAGCAUUCAGGGCAGCAUCUCAUCACUGCAGUUGCUGAUGAUCUUUUUGGGCUGAAGACAACAUCAUGGGAGUUGGGGCGACUCCGGAGUGUCAUUGAGCUGGACAGCCCCUCUGUGACCGCAGAGCAAGUAGCUGCCAUCGAACAGAGUGUCAAUGAAAAAAUCCGAGAUCGGCUGCCAGUAAACGUGCGAGAACUGAGCCUGGAUGAUCCAGAGGUGGAGCAGGUGAGGGGCCGGGGUUUGCCGGAUGAUCACGCUGGGCCUAUUCGAGUUGUUACCAUCAAGAGCGUCGAUUCCAACAUGUGUUGCGGGACUCAUGUGAGCAAUCUCAGUGACCUUCAGGUCAUUAAAAUUCUGGGCACUGAGAAAGGGAAAAAGAACAAAACCAACCUGAUCUUCCUGGCUGGGAACCGGGUGCUGAAGUGGAUGGAGAGGAGUCAUGGCACUGAGAAGGCGCUCACAGCUCUGCUGAAGUGUGGAGCAGAGGACCACGUGGAAGCAGUGAAGAAGCUGCAGAAUUCCAGCAAGCUCCUGCAGAAGAACAACCUGAAUCUGCUCAGAGACCUGGCUGUGCACAUUGCCCACAGCCUUAGGAACAGCCCGGACUGUGGAGGUGUGAUCACAUUACACAGGAAGGAUGGCGAUUCUGAGUUCAUGAAUAUCAUCGCCAAUGAGAUUGGGCCAGAGGAGACCCUCCUCUUCUUAACUGUGGGCGAUGAGAAAGGUGCUGGACUCUUCUUACUGGCAGGACCAGCUGAGGCCGUGGAGACCCUGGGGCCUAGGGUAGCUGAGGUGCUGGAAGGCAAGGGCGCUGGGAAGAAAGGCCGCUUUCAGGGCAAGGCCACCAAGAUGAGCCGGCGGGCAGAGGUGCAGGCGCUUCUCCAGGACUACAUCAGCACGCAGAGCGCAGAGGAGUGAGGACUCGGGUGCCCCGCUGGUCCUCCGUUGACAGCGGGCCUCCUGAGACCACAGAAGGAGUCUCUUGGACAAUAAAAUAGUUUGACUUGAAAUGAUUGUGGUACCAUGUAUAUUUAUAUGACAAGUGACGAAUUUAUGCAGUGUAUUCCAGUGUGCUUAUGUAGUCAGCAUCUUUGUGAAUAAACAGCUUGCUUUCUUUUUUUUUAAAAUUUUA
Messenger RNA from Odocoileus virginianus texanus, 2260 nucleotides. It is a transcript of the gene AARSD1, whose product is annotated as alanyl-tRNA synthetase domain containing 1. The record is from RefSeq and is a predicted model, not a curated record. Gene Ontology annotation, biological process: alanyl-tRNA aminoacylation; regulation of translational fidelity. Gene Ontology annotation, molecular function: nucleic acid binding; ATP binding; alanine-tRNA ligase activity. NCBI's taxonomy places the organism in Eukaryota, Metazoa, Chordata, Mammalia, Artiodactyla, Cervidae.